AUGGGCCACCAUGAAUUAAAGCAGGCUCCUCCUGCAGCAUUACACGAAGUAGACGGCUCAUCCCAGGACAAUCUGGAUGAUAUCAAUCUGGCCCGCAUCGGAAAGCGCGCUGUCUUGAGGAGAAAUUUUGGUUUGAUGUCAAUUCUGGGCUUCAGUUGCACAAUCCUCAUCACCUGGGAGGGUAUAACCGCUGGUGGCCCUGCUGGAUCGGUUUAUGCCUUCCUCUUUGUCUGGAUUGGUGUCACGUCGACCUUCGUUGUAUUAUCGGAGCUCGUUUCAAUGGCUCCAACAGCUGGUGGACAGUACCACUGGUGUUCGAUGUUGGCACCUCCGUCGGCCAUGAAACUCUCCAGUUACAUCACAGGUUGGCUUACUGUUAUUGGAUGGCAGGCGACCUAUGCAACUGCCAUUUAUCUUAAUGGAACGUAUAUUGCAGCAAUGAUCUCCCUUACACAUUCUGACUACGUUCCGCAAGCAUGGCAUAUGACUUUGUACUCUUAUGCGACUGCGUUAAUCGGUCUGGCCAUCAAUUGUGUGGGAGGCAAGCUUUUGCCGCGGUUUGAAGGCACAAUUCUCAUUCUCCACAUCCUUGGUUUCUUUGCGAUCCUGAUCCCCUUAACCUAUAUGGCCGACCAUAAAAACGCCAAGGAGGUCUUUACUCAUUUCAUAAAUGAAGGGCAAUGGCCAACCCAGGGUCUCUCGUUCUUCAUCGGAUUAAUUGGUCCCGUGUUUGCUUUCGCUGGUGGUGAUGCCGCGGUUCAUAUGGCGGAAGAGAUUUCCAACGCUCCUACCUAUGUGCCUUGGUCAUUGAUGCUCACUGUAUUGAUCAACGGAACCCUUGGUUUUGCCAUGCUUCUGGCCUUGCUCUUUUGCCUGGGGGAUAUUGAUAAAGCCCUGAAUGAUCCCACGGGACUGCCCUUUGUGGGUAUUUUCCUGCAAGCAACAGAAUCUAUCCCAGGGACAGUGGUCAUGGCUUCUAUUAUCAUCGUCUUGUGUUUCUGUACUUCAGUAGGCAUGCUUGCAUCAGCAUCGCGUCAAUUCUGGUCCUUUUCCCGGGACCGUGGAAUCCCUGGCUGGCAAUUAUGGAGUCAGGUCACCACGCGCACAGCAAUACCAACAUAUACCGUCGUUUUCACUACAACUAUCUCGCUUCUGUUGAACCUUAUCAACAUUGGUUCCGACGUCGCAUUCAAUAGUCUGGUGUCUAUGUCAACAUCAGGCCUCUACUUAUCAUACAUGGCUGUUGCUGGUCUGCUCCUCUACCGCCGUUGCACUGGCGGAAUCAUGAAUAGGAACCACGGGAACCGGAGCUCGGAGGCUAAGAUCAACACGGCCGGCGCUCAAUUAGUCUGGGGCCCGUUCCAUCUUCGCGGCAUUGGGGGCAUUGUCGUGAAUGCCUUCUCCUUAAUAUACAUGUCCAUUGCUACCUUCUUCAGCUUCUGGCCUCCGAACAAUCAUGCAGAUGUACAGUCGAUGAACUAUAGUGUGGUAGGUACGCUAGGGACGAUUAUCCUUAGUCUGUUCUAUUAUUUUGUCCGGGCGAGGAGGAUUUACUCCGGGCCUGUAGUGGAGAUAUAA
This is a messenger RNA of Aspergillus pseudotamarii, 1578 nucleotides long. RefSeq names its product amino acid/polyamine transporter I. The record is from RefSeq and is a predicted model, not a curated record. The transcript is spliced from 7 exons. Gene Ontology annotation, molecular function: transmembrane transporter activity. Gene Ontology annotation, cellular component: membrane. The coding region runs from base 1 to 1578 and encodes 525 amino acids. Gene Ontology annotation, biological process: transmembrane transport. NCBI's taxonomy places the organism in Eukaryota, Fungi, Ascomycota, Eurotiomycetes, Eurotiales, Aspergillaceae.